Messenger RNA from Ixodes scapularis (black-legged tick), 549 nucleotides. RefSeq lists its product as uncharacterized. Gene Ontology annotation, molecular function: amine binding. Gene Ontology annotation, biological process: symbiont-mediated perturbation of host defenses. NCBI's taxonomy places the organism in Eukaryota, Metazoa, Arthropoda, Arachnida, Ixodida, Ixodidae. The transcript has 5 exons. The record is from RefSeq and is a predicted model, not a curated record. Bases 1 to 549 code for a protein of 182 amino acids.
AUGAGUUUUGCGUUGAUCAUAACGGCGCAGCUGGUUCUUCACUGCACCUCUGCAAGCACGCAAUAUCUGGAACGAAAUCCAGCGCUUCAAGAGUAUCAGAAUGAAGCUGCGGCUUUCCCUCUCCAAGAGACGUGGUACAUGGCGUACAGAAACUACGAGACGGAUCCCUUUUUUGGUGGCACAGCCAAAUGCGUUAGAAUAAGCGAGACUGAUCCCGGUCAAGACGGCGUUUACCCUCUGGUUUUACACUACGAUCCAGACGUUUCCAUUGACCUAACGCUGACCUUGAGUUCGUCGCCAGGGUAUACUCUCAAAAACAUUGGGAUUCAUCAAGCCGUUGGCCAAAACGACUCGGCAGAGGUGUACUGUGCCUUCAAAAACGUCAAGAUGUGUGAUGUACUCCGGAUCCCUUACGCUGGCGAUGGGGCAUGCGCACUCCUUGUUCCCAAGAGUCAACUGGGAAGUCACGAGGCGUGUUGUGAUUUCAUCUUCGAUCUCCUCUGCGGCAGCACUCCCAAGUUCGACAUCUCCGAUAGCAGCUGCCCGUAG